CUCAUUUCGUCCGCAAGCAUCACGGGUCAAGCGUCAUUAAAUACCGACUUCGUGCUUGACAGAGCUGAGCCAGGAACGUCGAGCGUUUAAAAUUCAGAGAACGCGAUCUCGAUCUUGUGGUGAUCCUCGCGAGUGAUUCGCGAGUACAAGUGCGUUCACGUGUUCAGCAUCGCCGCGAACACCAUCGCGAAUGAUCACUCAUCUUGAUCGUUGUCCAUGUUGUCCACGUCCGUGCGACGAUCAACACGAAUCGGAGUUGGCGUCUCGUAUUUGCCGCCAAAUCACGGCGCAUGAUAAUUCUUGCAAAAACAACUCGCCGAAGGCAGACGUGCACUGCGAAGCGUUGCUGAAGACACCGAGAUGUUUCGCGAUCGACCGUGAUACAAUUCGAAAAAUAAUCGUCAAGAGAAACAAAGUCGAUCAACCUUUAUCACGGAACGGCGGAUAUUCGCAAGAAUUGUAUUUGAUCGAAUUAUCUCUCAAGGAAUAGUACAGGGAACGUACAGAUAUCACACGCAGUACUUAGAAUCUCUCGAGGUAGGAAGCUCUUCUUCUUCACACUGAAGAACACCGGAUGCAUUCACAGGGAAGAUACAAGUACAAGAUUUGAGAUUAGGAAAACGCCAUUGCAAAUUUACGGGCGAGCGCAGAGUCCAGCCCCGCCGACGAACAGCAGCAGAUCAGCGCAGAUCCAACAGGAAAAUUUCGCCCGGACCCAUCAAGCAAUCAGAACGCCGGCCUGACACUCGACAAAAUUUCCUAUCGAACGCGAAGACUCGACAUCUGACUCUUUUGACCAAGAUAGCUUCACUCACACGCGUCGACAUCGUAGAAUGGUAGAGAGUGAACCCGACACAAAGCGCAAUAUCAAGUGUGAUGUAAAAGACGAGCGGCUAAACGGUUGCGGUUCCAAGGAACUCGAACUUGCCCGUAUCGGAUUAAAGGGCAAAACUCUCGAUCCAGAGAAGGGAUCCUAUGUUCAAGCUGACUUCGAGAAGGCCAUUGAAUUAAGCCAAUAUGGCAAGUUUCAUUACUUCCUGCUGGCGGUGUGCGGCUUCGUCAGCACCAGCGAGGAGAUGGACGUGAUUUCCAUGUCCUUCAUCCUGCCGAGUGCGCAAUGUGACCUGAAGCUCGACACCCAGGCGAAGGGAUGGCUCAACUCGAUCAUCUUCAUCGGGAUGAUGGCCGGGGCGUACGCCUGGGGCUCCGUGGCGGACGCUCUCGGUCGUCGGAAGGUCCUGAUUGCCAUCUCGUUCAUGAACGCCUUGUGCAUCGUUGCCUCCAGCUUCAGCCAAACGUAUGAGCUCUUCAUGCUCUUCCGUUUUCUCAACGGCGCGGCGCUAGGAGGCAGCGGACCGGUCAUCUGGUCUUACUUCGCCGAAUUUCAACCAAAGUCCAAGCGCGGCUCCAUGCUGUCCUUCAUGGCGGCGUUCUGGACAUUGGGAAAUCUGUUUGUAGCCGGCCUGGCAUGGUUGAUCAUCCCUCAAGAGAUGGGUUUUACGAGCUCGUCGUUCACUUACAACUCGUGGCGAAUCUUCCUGUUGAUCUGCGCUGUUCCGUCGUUCGUCGUGACGGGGCUGCUCCUGGUCCUGCCUGAAUCUCCCAAAUAUCUUCUCUCCUCUGGAAAGUAUGAGGAGGCACUCGAGAUCUUUCGCAAAAUAUAUAACAUUAACACCGGCAAACCGCGCGAAACUUACACGGUAAAGGAACUGAUUCUCGAUGACUUUCAAGAAUCGAAUCCGAUGAAAACUGAUGUUGAAGAGAAGGGCAAAUGCAAAACUAUGCUGAGCGAUAUCGUGGAGAACAGUAGACAGCUAUUCAUAACGCCCAUCCUUCGCUUCACGAUAAUAUCGAUCGUAAUCAAUUUUACCUUCCAUAUCGGCUACUACGGCUUGAUGAUGUGGUUUCCGGAACUGUUCAACCGUUUCGAUGAAUUCCAUCGCGAUCAUCCUGGCAUGGUGACCUCGAUAUGCCAGGUUACUGAUUACGUCGUUAAUAAGGGCUCGCACAGCGUCGAGAACGUUUGCUCUGAUAAAAUUGGAGCUUCCGUCUUUAUGGAGUCGCUCAUCACGGUGGCGUCCGCCAUACCCGCCAACAUCAUCGCUGUCUUGGGGAUGGACAGACUUGGACGCAAAUUUUUUCUAGUGUUCAGCACGUUUUCAUCAGGACUAUGCUCGGUCGGUUUGUACUUCGUGUACAACAAGUAUCAGAAUUUGAUCGUGUCGGCUAUUUUCAGCGGCGCGAUAAGUUGCGGUAACGCAGCGUUGGACUGUCUCAUCACUGAAGUCUUUCCAACGCAAUUACGUGCAACUGGAAUCGCCAUAUCGAUGGUUGCCGCCCGGCUCGGUGGGAUAAUUGGUAACAUCGUCAUAGCCCAGCUCCUGGAUGUGUAUUGCCCGGCGCCGACCUUCAUAGUGGCCGCUCUCUUGAUUGGAGGGGGCUUGCUGUGCCUAUUUUUACCUAACACGACGCGCGAACCACUUUCUUGACAUCUGCAAAAAUGUAUCCCGAAGCGGAACAACAAUCUGCAAUCAUUUAUAUAUUUUUAUUCGAGUACAAGUGCUGUUGAAUCUUCUAGGAGUCUGAGCCAUUAAGGUCAAAGUAGGAAACUAGAAUCUCUGCUGUUUAUAAUAACCUUAGAAGAAAAAAAAAGAAAAUGCAUUUUAUAUAAUAAAAUAAAACGUAGCGCAGCUUUAGCGAAGCGAGUGACAAAAUGAGACUACGAACGUAACGUAAUAUCUAGUUUGAUAAGGGAUGCAACAGUUACAGAUACUUUAAGAUAUACUGAAUUAGAUAUUGUAUUUUGUAUCUACAUUGAGAUUAAACGCAGAAUUAAUGAGAACGGUUCGCUAAAUUGAACAAUUCGGCGAUAUAUGCCGAACAAAUAUAUCUUUCCUCGAAUUCUCGAUCGCGAGUUCCGAAUCGCAUAAACUUAUUAUUACUUUAUGUUACGACUGACAUCGUCAUAUAUAUAUAUAUAUAUAUAUCUAUCUUGAUGUAUGUAAAUAUAAAAAAAGAAUUGAAAGAUAGUAUGAAAAUAUGAAGUAUCUUAUAUCUUUAUAUGCUACAACUCAACCUAUGGUAGGUACGGUAUAAAGUACAAUCAAACACAUGAUCAUGUUGGUUCUCAGGAUAAGAAACAAAUAAAAUAAAGAGAC
This is a messenger RNA of Ooceraea biroi (clonal raider ant), 3158 nucleotides long. Its product is annotated as synaptic vesicle glycoprotein 2B. Gene Ontology annotation, biological process: transmembrane transport. Gene Ontology annotation, molecular function: transmembrane transporter activity. Gene Ontology annotation, cellular component: membrane. The record is from RefSeq and is a predicted model, not a curated record. Lineage: Eukaryota; Metazoa; Arthropoda; Insecta; Hymenoptera; Formicidae.